Messenger RNA from Linepithema humile (Argentine ant), 919 nucleotides. RefSeq names its product L-xylulose reductase. Gene Ontology annotation, molecular function: carbonyl reductase (NADPH) activity; L-xylulose reductase (NADPH) activity. The record is from RefSeq and is a predicted model, not a curated record. Gene Ontology annotation, biological process: xylulose metabolic process; glucose metabolic process. NCBI's taxonomy places the organism in Eukaryota, Metazoa, Arthropoda, Insecta, Hymenoptera, Formicidae.
GGAUUUAUCGUGCAACACUGCACAAUCUGCUAGUAGUCGGUCGACAGCCAUGAACCUCAGUUUCGAAGGAAAGCGCAUUCUCGUGACCGGAGCUGGUCAAGGCAUCGGCAGAGAAUUGGCUCUACGUCUUUCCAAGUAUAAGGGACAAGUAUUUGCACUUUCGAAGACGAAGAAGAAUUUGGACAACUUGAUUGCGGCCGACUCGAAAAUUCAGCCGGUCUGCGUUGAUCUUCAGGACUGGGAUGCGACCCGAAAAGCCAUUCAGAGCAUCCUGCCGAUAGAUUUGUUGGUUAACAAUGCCGGUGUCGCGUGUCUUUCACCUUUUUUGGACACGACACCCGAGGGAUUCGAUUUAACUUUCGAGGUCAAUGUGAAGGCUGUGUUUAACGUGUCCCAGGUUGUCGCCAAAGACAUAAUCAAACGCAAAAGCAGCGGAAGCAUUGUAAAUAUAUCGUCGCAGGCCGGGCAGGCGGCAUUGAAAGAUCAUGCUAUUUAUUGCGCGUCCAAGGGAGCCAUUGACAUGUUAACGAAGUCAAUGGCCCUCGAAUUGGGUCCACACAAUAUAAGAGUCAAUGCUGUGAGUCCUACGGUUGUGAUGACGGAAAUGGGCAAAUUGGGUUGGAGCGAUCCGCAGAAGGCAGCUAGCAUGAUCAACAAAAUUCCUCUCAAUCGAUUUGCUGAGGUUGACGAGGUAGUGGAUCCCAUUGUAUACUUACUGAGCGAUCACAGUUCCAUGAUUAAUGGUGUUUGUUUGCCUGUCGAUGGUGGUUUUCUAGCUACAUAGAGCAGAAAUGCAAAACUCUGGUCUUUAAAAGAAUAAUUAUAAAUAUAUUAUGUCUGUAUAUUCAACAUUUUAUAUCUAAAUAAUUUUAUAUCUAAUAAACAUUUUAUAUGAAAAUCAAUAAAGUAAUUAACGGUG